UCCCCCUAAUGAAGGGGUGUGGUAUGUUCCGCAGGCUCCUCUGCGGGGAGGUCCCACUAAGCAUCCCCCCCCAGCGAGAGGGUGGUACGGCCCACACACCCCUCCGGGGACACCGCGGGCAGGACUCCUGGCCCCGUCCUGGCACAGCCUGAGGAUGGAGCUGGGGGCUGAGCCGGGCCCCCCGCACUGCAGGGACACCGACAUCCUGAGAGAUGAUGGCGCAGGCAUGAUGGAGAUCAAGAUGGAUGCGGCUGGUGGACUGUGCCAGACGAAGUCCCCCCGGCAGCCCCACAUGUGCCCAGACUGCGGGAAGGCUUUCGGGCAGAGCUCGCACCUGGCCCAGCACCAGCGCCUGCACACGGGUGAGAGGCCCUAUGCCUGCGGGGACUGCGGGCGCCGCUUCGCCGCCAGCUCCAACUACCUGACGCACCGGCGUGUGCACACGGGCGAGAAGCCCUAUGACUGCGGGGACUGUGGGCGCCGCUUCUCCCAGAGCUCGUCUCUGGCCAAGCACCGGCGCCUGCACACAGGUGAGAGGCCCUACGCCUGCCCCGACUGCCAGGAGGCCUUCGCAGCUGCCGCCGCACUGGAAGCUCACCGCAGCCGGCGCCACGUGGGCGACCGCCCCUUCCCCUGCCCCGAUUGUGGCCGGGGCUUCCGGCACAGCUCCGACCUGGUGCAGCACCAGCGCGGCCACUCUGGGGAGCGCCCAUACCAUUGCCUGCACUGCGAUGCCACCUUCGGCCUGGCUUCCACCCUCGUCACCCACUUGCGGGGCCACACAGGCGAGCGCCCCUACCGCUGCCCCCACUGCGGCGCCACCUUCGCCCGGAGCUCCACCCUCACUCGGCACUGCCGUGGGCAUCGGGAUGGGACCGAGACGGGAGCAGGAGCUGGAAAAGAGGUGGGGAAGCAGGGAAGUGAGCUGGGCCAGGAGCCAGUGGGUCUGGACCGGGUCAUAGAACCAGAAAGGGAGAGCCAGGGCUCAGGGAUGGAGGGGUGUCACCAGGGCACAGAGCUGAAGAAACAGAGUGAGGAGAGUGAGUUGAGCACGGUGCAAGGGGAACCAGGGGCAGAACAGCAGGGUCAGCAGCAGUGCGUAGAGCAGGAGAGGGUGGAAGGGCCCCAGCCACUCCCAUCCGGGGCUGCCGCUGAACAGCCGUACCUGUGCCCAGCGUGCGGGAAGCACUUCUCACGGCGCUCCAACCUGCUAGCACACCAGCGCAUCCACGCAGGUGAUAAGCCCUUCCGGUGCCCUGAGUGCGGACGUGGAUUCCUGCGCGGCUCCAACCUGCGCACGCACCGGCGCCUGCACACAGGCGAGCGCCCAUAUCCCUGCCCAGACUGCGGCAAGCGCUUUGGGGACACCUCAGUGCUGGUGAAGCACCAGCGCAUCCACACGGGCGAGCGCCCCCACCGCUGCCCCGACUGCCCUCGGCGCUUCAGCCAGGCUUCAGACCUGGGCGCCCACCGCCGCGUGCACACUGGGGAGAAGCCCUAUGUGUGCCCUGACUGUGGGCGCGGCUUCUCCCGUAGCUCCAACCUGCUCACCCACCGGCGCCUGCACCGCGGCGAGCGCCCCUACCCCUGCCCGGACUGCGGGAAGCGCUUUGCCCAGAGCUCUGACCUGCUGCAGCAUGGGCGCGUGCACACGGGCGAGAAGCCCUACCCCUGCCCGCAGUGCGGCAAGGCCUUCAGCAAAGGCUCCACACUGGCCGGGCACCGGCGCAUCCACACAGGCGAGAAGCCCUUUGCCUGCACCACCUGCCCCAAGCGCUUCCGCCACAGCUCCCACCUCACUGCCCACCUCCGCGUGCAUGCCCGCCAGCGCCCACUCUGAGCCAGCCCUGGCCCCCACCAGCUACUCAUGGAGCAGUGCUGACACCAGGGGGACCAGAAUGACAUUCCUGUGAGCUGUGCUACCACCAGGGGGUGCUGGAAUGACAUCACCAAGAGCUGUGAUGUCAUUACGGGGUGCUAGAUUAACAUCGCUAUGAGCUGUGUUGCCAUCAGGAGUGGCUAGAAUGACACCGUGAGCUCUGCUGGCGCCAGAGAGCAGCAGGAUUAGAUCACUAUGGGCUGUGAUGUCACCAGAGGGUGCUAGAACGAUGUCACCGUAAACUGACAACAGCAGGAGCUUUGGAAUGACAUUGCCAUGAGCUGUGCUGCCACAAGGGGGCACUAGAAUGAUGCUGUUGGGAGCUAUGAUGUCACCUGGGGCACCAGAAUGAUACCCCACCAUGAGCUGUGGUACUACCAGAGGGUGCCAGAAUGACAUCGCUAUGAACUUUGAUGUCACCAACGGGUGCUGGAAUGAUAUGAUGAGAGCUGUGCUGGCACCAGUCUGCUGUGGAAUGACAUCUGAAUGAGCUGUGAUGUCACCAGGGGCUUUGGAAUGGUGCCACCGUGAGCUGUGCUGCCACCAGGGAGCACCAGAGUAAUGCUGCUGGGAGCUGUGAUGUCACCAGGAGGCU
Alligator sinensis (Chinese alligator) is the source of this 2474-nucleotide messenger RNA. Its product is annotated as zinc finger protein 771. Gene Ontology annotation, molecular function: DNA-binding transcription activator activity, RNA polymerase II-specific; RNA polymerase II cis-regulatory region sequence-specific DNA binding. The record is from RefSeq and is a predicted model, not a curated record. Gene Ontology annotation, cellular component: nucleus. Bases 155 to 1840 code for a protein of 561 amino acids. NCBI's taxonomy places the organism in Eukaryota, Metazoa, Chordata, Crocodylia, Alligatoridae. Gene Ontology annotation, biological process: negative regulation of transcription by RNA polymerase II; regulation of cytokine production; regulation of immune system process. The transcript is spliced from 3 exons.